GGUUGGCCAUUAUUGACUGGGGGUGAUUUCCUUUUUUUCAUGUGUCAUGAACUAUUCCAGAGUUAUUUGCACUGAGAGCAGGUCCCUAUGAUCCCUCGAAAUCUCCCAUCAUCUUUCUGCACCUCUUUUUCCUUAUCUUCGACAUUUAUAUCUUGGUCAAGACCCCGGUUGAGGAGAAACACAUACCUGAGUGAAUCUCUGCGGCAGUUCACGAAGCACGGAUUCACGACCUCGAUAGUAAGACACCGUGCGGCCAACGUGCGUGGAAGGAUGCAGAUCAAGAGGAGCUUUGCCCCUCUCAACCCCAAGGCGGCCAGUGGGCACGAUCGACCCAAGUUGAAGGGCAUCAUCUUCGAUGUGGACGGAACAUUAUGUCUGCCUCAGAAUUACAUGUUCAAAGAGAUGCGAGCAGCUCUGGGAAUCCCGCGGUCGGUCGAUAUUCUAGACCAUAUUCGAUCCUUAUCGAAUGAGCCUGAUGUCGAUUCGCCGGCAUCAGAAGCAGCAGCCACAGAACGUCCACACGCGCCAGGCAACACUUCAAGUCCGCCGUCAGAGGCGACUCUUGCACACAGCAUUUCGGAACCAAGUCCCCCGCCAACGUCGGCGCAAGCGCGAGCAGCAGCAAAGAUUCAGGCAAUUGAACGUACAGCAAUGACACAGCAGCGACCCCAGCCCGGCUUGAAUGAGUUGAUGUCCUACCUCGGCCGACGUGGGGUUCCCAAGGCUCUUUGUACCAGAAACUUUCCUGCUCCCGUACAGCACUUACUGGAUAAAUUCCUACAAGGCGAGGUGUUUGAGCCGGUGGUGACUCGAGAAACAGAAGGGAUUAGACCCAAACCCAGUCCUGAUGGGUUGUGGAUGAUUGCACAGGCCUGGGGACUAGACAACGAUGUGAAUAGCACACAGAGAAAUGGAACUGUGGCUGAUGAUGGUGUUGACAACGAAGUCGGGGAUGUGCUGGAGUUGGCCAAAAGACACUUGGGGUCUGGGUUGAUCAUGGUUGGUGACAGUAUCGAUGACAUGUCAGCAGGGCGCAGAGCAGGUGCGGCGACCGUCUUGCUGGUCAAUGACGAAAAUGAGCAUUUGUUGACACAUGAUCACACCGAUUUGGGGAUCCGGAGGUUGGAUGAAUUGAUAGAUAUUCUCGACCAGGGGUUUGAAGCCCAGAGAUAGUCGUGAUAGUGUACGUAUGUGGUCAAUCGAGAAGUGGACAUAG
Exophiala mesophila is the source of this 1216-nucleotide messenger RNA. RefSeq lists its product as uncharacterized. The transcript is spliced from 2 exons. The coding region runs from base 88 to 1173 and encodes 361 amino acids. Lineage: Eukaryota; Fungi; Ascomycota; Eurotiomycetes; Chaetothyriales; Herpotrichiellaceae. The record is from RefSeq and is a predicted model, not a curated record.